AUGCCCGGUCAAAAGAUUCUCUGCGUCGCAGAAAAGCCUGCGAUAGCCAAGGCAGUUGCCCAACAUCUCGCUGGCGGCAGAGUCACCACGCACUCUAUACGAGGCAACCCGUAUGUGAAGAACUAUGAAUUCGAUUUCAACUUCCGACAAUGGGGCAACUGCUCUGUGACCAUGACCAGUGUGCUUGGCCACAUGACAAGCCUGGAUUUCGACCAGAAAUACAAAAGCUGGAAAUCCUGUCAACCCGGUCAGCUAUUUGAGGCCGAGACCGUCACCACUGUCGACAAAGACAAGAAGGCUCUUGCGGACAAUCUCAAACAACAAGCCCGAUAUGCCAGGAUUCUGUUCAUUUGGACCGAUUGCGACCGUGAAGGUGAGCAUAUUGGUGGUGAAGUACGCGAUCAGGCUAAGAAGGGCAAUCCGAACAUCAUUGUCAAGCGAGCUAAAUUCAGCAACACCGAAAGAGCUCACGUUAUACAAGCGGCGCAUUCUCCCCUUGACAUGGACGAGCGCCUGGUCAACGCCGUCACCGCCAGAAUCGAGCUUGACCUGCGGAUAGGCGCGUCUUUCACUAGACUCCAGACACUACAGCUGCAGUCUCUGAGUGAGAAUCUGAGUCAAGCAGUAAUUAGUUACGGAUCGUGCCAAUUCCCUACCCUUGGUUUCGUCGUCGACCGAUAUAAUCGAGUGAGGAACUUCAAACCAGAAACCUUCUGGCUGAUCAAGUUGAUGCACAUUCGUGACAGGAUCAAAGUCAACUUCAACUGGAGAAGGGGCCAUCUUUUCGACCGAGCCGCUGUCACUAUUAUUUUCGAGGCAUGCCUUGACGAAAAGUAUGCCACAGUCACAAAAGUACAAAAGAAACCCACUUCAAAAUGGCGUCCACUACCCUUGACCACAGUGGAAUUGCAGAAGCAAGGCAGUCGUUUUCUUCGCAUGAGCAGUCAGCAAGUCAUGUCGGCUGCUGAAAAGCUCUACCAGCAGGGGUUCAUCAGCUACCCGCGUACCGAGACUGACCAAUUUCCUCGAGAGUUUGGUUUUGACCCCAUCAUUCAGCGGCAGACACAGAACAACCAGUGGGGACAAUUUGCGCAAGGUCUGUUGGAUGGCGGAUUCCGAACUCCUCGAUCAGGAAGUCACAACGAUCAAGCACAUCCUCCCAUUCACCCGGUCAAUUAUGCCGAUGCAUCCGCACUCCAACAAGAUCAGAAGAAAGUAUACGAGUUCGUCGUCCGGCGAUUUCUUGCUUGUUGCUCGGAAGAUGCGAAAGGAGAGGCCACGGACAUCGAAGUGCAAUGGGGUUCCGAGACAUUCCACACUCAUGGUCUCCUCGUACUUCAACGCAAUUAUCUUGAUGUCUACGUCUAUGACAAAUGGGAAAGCAGUCAGCAAUUACCGGCAUAUACUGCAGGCGAGACGUUCGAACCCGUCGAAGCGAACAUGACGGAUGGGAAAACAACGGCUCCAGGAUACCUGACUGAGCCCGAACUGAUAGCCUUGAUGGAUGCAAAUGGAAUCGGCACCGAUGCCACGAUGGCCGAGCAUAUUACCAAGAUUCAGGAGCGGCUGUACGUUAAUACAAGACCAUCCACUGGAGGUGCGCGCAACCGAGUUCAGGAAUUCAUACCUACUACACUCGGGGUGGCCUUGAUCGAAGGCUACGACAACGUUGGACUCGACGUCAGCGUCAGCAAACCGUUCCUUCGCAAAGAGAUGGAACUCAAAAUGAAGGCGAUCUGCGAGGGACGGCGGAGUCGGUCAGAUGUCGUGCAAGAGAGCUUGGACCAGUACCGCGAAGUGUUUAUCAAGACUAGCCAGCAGAUCAGUACUCUGAAGGACGCUGUGACGAAGUAUGUGGUGAAUGGCGGCAGAUGA
This is a messenger RNA of Exophiala xenobiotica, 1875 nucleotides long. RefSeq lists its product as uncharacterized. Gene Ontology annotation, biological process: DNA topological change. Lineage: Eukaryota; Fungi; Ascomycota; Eurotiomycetes; Chaetothyriales; Herpotrichiellaceae. The transcript is spliced from 3 exons. The record is from RefSeq and is a predicted model, not a curated record. The coding region runs from base 1 to 1875 and encodes 624 amino acids. Gene Ontology annotation, cellular component: nucleus. Gene Ontology annotation, molecular function: DNA topoisomerase type I (single strand cut, ATP-independent) activity; DNA binding.